UCCAACACGUUUCACGAUCCACCUCCCCGGUAGGAGGAGCUCGGGAUCAGCAGGGAUCACCGCGGAGAUCGAACAUCAGGCUCGGGUCAGGCAGCAGCGCACACAGGGCUCCGGCCCCGCAAUCACAGCUGCUGUACGGGACGGCACAGGCGCAGAUCUGCCUCGGACAUGGUGGCACGGCGCAGCGGCGUGGAUUAGCGGAUACAGGAUCCCGGUGCGUCCCGUGACAUGCAGUGGCCGGAACCGGACCCUAGAUCAGGCGCUGACCGCACCUGGCUGUGAAUUCUGACUACCCCCCGGGGACGGCAGCCUUUGAGCCCGACACCAGCCACCGGUUACCGGAGAACCGACAGCGAUGGCUCUGGUGACCCUACAGCGAUCCCCGACCCCCAGCGCCGCCUCCUCGGCCAGCACCAGCGAGGAGUUUGGGAAUGAUGAAGAUCGAAGGACAAACCUGAGUUUGAGUGACAGUUUUUUCAUGGUGAAAGGCGCUGCCCUCUUCCUGCAGCAGGGGAACAGCUUCCAAGGACAAAGGAGUCUUCUCCACUUGCACAAAAAUGCUGGAGAUCUCCCACAACACCUUCAGGUUAUGAUCAAUCUUCUCCGUUCUGAAGAUCGUAUUAAACUGGCUGUCCGUCUGGAGAGCAGCUGGUCAGACCGGGUACGAUACAUGGUGGUGGUCUACAGUAAUGGACGGCAAGACACGGAAGAGAAUAUACUACUGGGAGUGGACUUUAGCAGUAAAGAAAGUAAGAGCUGCACUAUCGGCAUGGUUCUGCACUUGUGGAGUGACACCACCAUACGGUUGGAUGGAGAUGGCGGAUUCAGUGUCAACACUGCAGGGAGAACCCACGUGUUCAAACCAGUGUCGGUGCAAGCCAUGUGGUCAGCCCUUCAGAUCCUGCACAAGGCCUGUGAGGUUGCCCGACGGUACAAUUACUUCCCUGGUGGGCUGGCUCUUGUGUGGGCCACAUUCUAUGAGAGCUGCAUCAGUUCUGAGCAAAGUUGUAUCAACGAGUGGAACACCAUGCAGGACCUGGAGUCCACUCGGCCAGACUCCCCUAUCCUCUUCAUGGAGAAACCGAAUGAAGGUGAGAGGACUGAGUGGGUUAUCAAAGCAAAACUUCGUGGCAUCAUGAUGAGCAAGGACUUGGAGAAUGUAACAUGCAAAGAGAUCCGUAAUGAGCUGGAGAAGAAGCUGAGCUGCAACUUGAAAGAAUACAAGGAGUACAUAGACAAUGAAAUGUUACUGAUCCUUGGGCAGAUGGAUAAAGCCUCUCUCAUCUUUGAUUACCUUUACUUGGGCUCUGAAUGGAAUGCUUCAAAUCUGGAGGAGCUGCACAAUGCAGGAAUUGGCUACAUACUGAAUGUGACCAGGGAAAUAGAUAACUUUUUCCCCGGCCUUUUUGCCUAUCAUAAUAUCCGUGUAUAUGAUGAGGACUCCACUGAUCUGCUCUCCCACUGGAACGAGGCCUAUAACUUCAUUAACAAAGCAAAAAAAAAUAAUUCCAAGUGUCUGGUGCACUGCAAAAUGGGAGUCAGUCGGUCGGCUUCUACAGUCAUUGCUUAUGCCAUGAAAGAAUAUGGCUGGUCCAUGGAGAAAGCAUACAAUUACGUGAAACAGAAGCGCAGUGUAGCGAGACCAAAUGCGGGUUUCAAGCGCCAACUCUCAGAAUAUGAAGGAAUCCUUGAUGCCAGUAAACAACGACACAACAAACUGUGGAGGCAGCAUGUGGAGUGUGGAAUGCCGCAAACAGAGUUAGAUGCCCCGUUUAAGCCACAUAAUUUGGAAUCAGAGAUUACAUACACGUUAAAUGAAGAAGAGGUGGACGAUCAAGUCUUGCAGGAAAGCCAAUGUUUUGGGCAUCUUGCAGAGCCUCAUGAAUUAAUUGAGCCACCAAAUGUGGUGCUUCAAGUGGAAGACCUGGAGAGAGAUGCCCUACUGGGAGAAACCCCAUUCCCAGAGCCAUAUUGCACAAUAAAAGCCAAAGAGAAAACCUGCAGCUACAAGGAAUCCUUACUGAUGGGAAAAGAUUCUGAUUUCAGGAUGCAGGAAGUGAGAAAGAAGUUGGAUUUUGUAGAAAGUGUAAACCCAAAGAACCUUGAAGAUGACCUAACCUCAGCUGAAAGUGAGCGGAGGAAGCUGGCUGCACCCAUGGAGUAUAAUAGAGAGGAUCAGCGUGCCAGCAAGGAAUUCUUGAACAGCAGCAGCAGUAAAAGAAGCUGCCCUAUAGACAAUGAGGAAGAUGCAGUGUUUGGAAUCCUGAGCAAAGUCAAGCCAACUUACCCAUCAUGUAGAGACUGCAUGUACCCUGCAACUGCCAUGUCUUCUGAUGCACAGGGGGAGUGGCAGCAGCAAGAUUCUACUGACCUAUCAGAUGCUCCCACAGUAUGCAGUCAACCAGCACUAUUACAGCACAUGACUUCAGCAGUAUUGGAAAGAAUGCAUGGACACCAGUUGUGUAAAGAAACACAUUUGCAGACUGGUUCAAAAUCGUUUCGUACAACACCUUCAAAGGCUGCUGAUAAGAAUUUCAGUGACUCUGUAAAGUUGCAGGAUGAGAUUGGUCAAGCAGAGUCCUGUGAAGACUCUGUUUCUAAAAAAGAAUCCAGACAGUCUAAAGACCUAAAAUAUUUAUUUUUCAGCAGUGAUUUAGAAAAGCCUGCUAUGCAUAGUUACUUGAUGCAACACCAAGAGUCCAUAAUUCAGCUCCAGAAAGCUGGCUUGGUCAGAAAGCAUACCAAAGAAUUGGAACGAUUUAAGAGCAAAGGCUCUUCUGUCCUCAAAGAAGAUACCUUAGACAAGACUGAGUCAGAUAUUUCUAAAGAUGUAGGAACAGAGCAAGUUUCAGUACAGCUUGGUGUAGAUCAAAAGGAUAUCAUAGAAAAAGUAGAUGUGCCGGAAAUAUCAGAUGGCGUGUUUCAGAAGACAUCUACUCCAUGCUACUGCAAAAUGGAUCUGAUAAGUAGCUGUACAAAAGACUUCCUGAAGACCAUUUGCUACACACCAACAUCCUCUUCCAUGAGUUCCAAUCUCACUCGCAGUUCAAGCAGUGACAGCAUCCAUAGCGUUCGUGGCAAGCCUGGACUUGUCAAACAGAGGACUCAGGAAAUUGAAACGCGGAUGCGUCUAGCAGGUCUCACUCUGUCUUCCCCUCUCAAGAGAUCUCACUCUCUAGCCAAAUUGGGAAGUCUAAAUUUUUCCAGUGAUGAUUUAUCAUCUGACCCUAACAACUUUCAAAGAUCUGAAUGCAAGAGCCCUAAAUUAAGUGAGAGUCCUCUCUGCACAGGAACCCCAUCAUCAUCCUCAGGGGCAACAGAAACCCAAUCGGGUCACUUGGAAUCUACAAAUUCAUCGAUGACUGAGACAGAGACAAGAUGACUUUUUUGUUUAUUAGAGGUUUCUUUCCCCUUUAGCCACUGUUUAUUUUAUUGUAUGUUUAAACUAAAUGUGAUGUGCAUGUUUGUAUGAGACUAAUAUUAUGUUGCUUUUAUGCCCGUGGCAAAUUUACUUGACUAAGAAAUAGUGAAUAUUAUUCAGAACUCCUAAGUGUUUUUUGUUAAUUUUGUAUUAUGGAUUUUUUUUAUUGUUAUUGAUUUGUAUUUAAUCUCAGGUGGGAAAACUCAAAGAUGAUAUAUAUGUGUAAAGAUAUGGUACACUUCACAUUUAUUGAACCCUACCUCCAUUUACUUAGUGUGUAAUAAACAAUGACACUCCAGUAUAUUGUAUUGUAAGCUUAACAUGAACAUGUCUUCAGGUCCUACACUGGCUUUUUAUGUAUUUAUUAUAUAGCCCCCUGUUCACUUUGUGAAGAGCAUAAUUUGUUCCUCUAAGAGAAGAGAGCCUUUACUAGACCAUUCUAUGAAAUAUGCUAUGCUCUCAUGUGCCAGCUUUUACUGAGUCAACGCAUAGAGGAAUCAGCAUUGCAUAUUCUGACAGCACAAAAUCUGCUAUUGAGUCAAGCUAUUAACUUGAGCUCACUUUAUUAUGUGCUCUUUCCUUUGAAAAUAGGAUCAAAAAUGAGUUGUGUGUUUUUAUCAACUACAUAGCGCAAGAAGGCUUGAUGUAAGCGAAUAUAAAAAAAAAGAUCAGUGUUGAAUCUGGUGACAAGUUUUUGUUAAAGAGCCACAUAGCUAUACUCCGAAGCCACACCUAAAUGUUCUAUUUAACAUUCAAGGGUAAUAAUUCUUCCUGGUGCUUUCUUUAGAUAUUUUCCUAUUAGACACAUUAACUGUGUGUUUGACUUGAUCUGUUCUACAAGAAUGCCUUGAAUAAUUGUCUCUCUAACAAUCAAGACUUGACUAUAGCCUCAACUGCUGUUUUUGUUUUUUAACUCCUUAUUUUAUCACAGUGGAUAUACAGAUAGCAAUGCUACACAUUAGUAUAUGGAAGUAUUGCAUACUUUCACUCUGACAACUGUGGGCAGAGAGAAGAGCUGAUAUGUACAGUUUGAUAUAGUAUACCUAGCCCCCCAUUUAUCAAGUAUCGGUGAGUGAUAAAUAGCACGGUGAUAAAGUACAAGCCAAUCAGCUACUAACUUCCAUGUCACAGACCGUGUUUGAAAAAUGACAGGAGCUGAUUGGUUGGUACUUUGGGGCAGAUGUAUUAGUCUGGAGAAGUGAUAAAGCAGUGAUAAGUGGGAGGUGAUAAUGCACCAGCCAAUCAGUAUGGGUUUGAAAAAUGACAGAUAGGAGCUGAUUGGCUGGUGCGUUAUCACCUUGCACUUAUCACUGCUUUAUCACUUUAUCCCUUCUCCAGGCUUAAUACAUCUGCCCAUUUAUCACUGUGCUAUUUAUCACUCUCCAAGGCUUGAUAAAUAUGGGCCAUAGUGUUUAGACCAACAUAAUAAUAACUUAAUAAAAAUGGAAUAAUACGGAGCCCUUCUUCCCUUCUUCGUAUACUUUUAUACACCCUCCAGUUGGCUUAGCUUAAAAGUCGCCCUCUUCUAAUGUAAUUGUGAUAAUGCUUUGACAGCUUCCCCAUUCCAGCAGCUGAAUAAUUUUGAUUUCUUUGCAUUGCUGGUAAUGUGUAGGCAGUAUUGGAAUGGUGGAAGAGUAGCCUGUGUUUUAGAAGCGGGCAUUUUAUGAUUUGUAAUGUUUCAAACUUAUUACAAUAUUUAUUUUUCCCUGUGGGAGAACGUCCUCCUGUAGUCGAGGUAAUGAUUACAGUAAUGAUUGGGAAGAGAAAAAAUGGAGGCUCUUAGUGUAUAGAACCGGACAAAGCAUUACAGUGACACGGUGAUGUAGCCCCUUAUUGAAUUCUAAAUUCCAUACUUUUUUUUUUUUUGCAAUAUGCCAAAGCAUAGUAGUGCAAUUAUCUGUUAAUAUAGAUUUUUUGUUUAUAUUAGAAUCGUGUCAAAAUGCACUUUCCAGUGUUAGUUUGUCAAACAGCAUAUUAAUGUUACAUUUUAGGCGUAGGUUUUGCCUUCUGCAAUGGUGGAGCAACUAAUUUACACUGCUGCAAACUGCUUUUUAUACAAACAGAAGGCCAUGUAUGUUGUACUGUACACACAAUGCUGUUCACUGCAAGCUGAAGACAGUCACAGCUUCAGAAGAGUUUUAUGUUUGAGCAGUGCAGUCUUUCAUGGUUUCACUUUGAAUGCCAAGAUCCUUCAUCUUGAUCUUGCGUCAUGGGUUGCAGUGUUUUUUUUUUUUUAGUAUUAAUAACAAUUUGGUAAUUUUUUUACUGCCAAAGCCAUUGCUGCAUAGAUGCACCUUUUAGAGGGCACCACUUGUACAGUAUUACCAUGUGGCAAGAAAGGAUUACACCUAAUAGAGCCUUACGUCUUGCUGUUGGCCACAAUGAUAUACUGACUCCAGCAACUUAAGUGGGUGUCCCUCAUGCCCUAUUGUGAAAAGACUGCCACUCUGUUUCUACAGAACCCAAACUGCUGACUCCAUUAUCUUCCCAAAAGAAUUAUAUUUAUUUUGUUACUUUUUAUACUACUACAUUACAUCAUUACAUACAGUAUGUAAGGGUUUGCGUCAUAUAUAUUUCUGCAUCCAUAUGUAUCAGAAGUAUGAUGCACUUAAAUCAUUGGAUAGUAUGUGUGUGUUUAUAUUUCAUAUGUUCCAGAAAGACAAUACAUAUUUUUGUGCAGUAAAAUACACUUUGUUGGAUUAUUUUGACAGCGAUUAAAGACUUGAAGAUUAA
Pseudophryne corroboree (corroboree frog) is the source of this 6154-nucleotide messenger RNA. It is a transcript of the gene SSH1, whose product is annotated as slingshot protein phosphatase 1. Gene Ontology annotation, molecular function: actin binding; protein tyrosine/serine/threonine phosphatase activity. Bases 356 to 3382 code for a protein of 1008 amino acids. The record is from RefSeq and is a predicted model, not a curated record. Gene Ontology annotation, biological process: protein dephosphorylation; negative regulation of actin filament polymerization; actin cytoskeleton organization. Gene Ontology annotation, cellular component: cytoplasm. Lineage: Eukaryota; Metazoa; Chordata; Amphibia; Anura; Myobatrachidae. The transcript has 15 exons.